AUGUCUAAAUCGAGCAAAUCAACAAAACACUCCUCAACCCGAAAGGGGAGCAGCUCCUCCAGUCAACCCAUUUAUCCAGGUUUUCUGUUUAUCACGAACAAACUCAUCAUCAAUGAGCCAGAUCGAGAUUUGUAUAGGCACCUCAUCCCACCUCGUCUACCAAGUCAAUACAGUGGUGAAAUACCAAGCAAAGUUAUGCGCUACCGUAAUGGGGAUGUUACAGAAGCCCCAGACUUUUAUUGGCUUCGAGACACAAACUCCGGACCACACGGACAACUGUUACGACUUGAUGGUCAAGGAGGCCACGUUUUGGAUCAAUCGAAUAUGAUUUACACAGGUGACGAAUACAAAACGUUUGGAGUGGUUGCUUGCAACCCAUUGCUCCCUAUAAUGGUGGCAGAGCAUGAUCCCCUCGUUUCUUCUGGGCACUGGGAUCUCUUACGCAUAUUCCAUCCGACAAACCGCCCUGGCUUGUCUCAAGUUGCUACUGACAAUAGUCGUAUGGGGGCUGGAGGUGGUCCAGUACCUUACGUUGCGGGCAGCAGUCCCAGCUGGAUGCCUGGCUUAGUGCCCAGGACAUACAGAUCGCCGCGGUCCGGUGCACCACGCUCAGCAGGCCUUGGAGGGGAGCUGCCUAUCAUUCUGGGACUCAUGGCGUUGAACGCACCACGUGAACCGGGCAAUACCUCCGUACAUAAUGUGUUUCUGGGCCACAAUCGGAUAUGGAGGCAUGGACAAUGGAUAAGCACCGAUGCGCCUCGUGGACGUGAGUGCUCGUCACUAGACCACUGA
Messenger RNA from Fusarium graminearum PH-1, 792 nucleotides. RefSeq lists its product as uncharacterized. The record is from RefSeq and is a predicted model, not a curated record. Lineage: Eukaryota; Fungi; Ascomycota; Sordariomycetes; Hypocreales; Nectriaceae. The transcript has 2 exons. The coding region runs from base 1 to 792 and encodes 263 amino acids.